GGCCGCGCCGUGGGCUGAGGCCGUCCGAGGGGAAUGCCAGUUCUGAAUCCAAGCAGCCAAGUCACCGUGGAUCCCAUGCAUCUUAAUCUUCUGGGUGAGCCUCCUGUGAGGGACCUUGUCAAACACCUUACUAAAAUCCAUCUGGACAACAUCCACAGCUCCUCCAUCAAUCACCCUCGUCAAAAAACUCAAAAUUUUGGAUUAAGAUAAAGUUCAUCAAAUAACCAUGGAUUUUCAGCAUCGAGCAGGAGGAAAAACAGGGAGUGGUGGGGUUGCUUCCUCUUCCGAAAGCAAUCGAGAUCGACGAGAACGGCUGAGACAGUUAGCGUUGGAAACCAUUGACAUAAAUAAGGAUCCUUAUUUUAUGAAAAAUCACUUGGGUUCUUAUGAAUGUAAACUUUGUUUAACUCUUCACAACAAUGAGGGGAGUUAUUUGGCACACACACAAGGGAAAAAGCACCAGACUAAUCUGGCAAGACGAGCAGCAAAAGAGGCUAAGGAAUCCCCAGCGCAGCCUGCCCCUGAGAAGGUUAAAGUAGAGGUGAAGAAAUUUGUGAAAAUUGGUCGGCCAGGUUACAAAGUGACCAAACAGAGGGAUGCAGAAGUGGGGCAGCAAAGUCUCCUUUUUCAGAUUGAUUAUCCAGAAAUUGCAGAAAGUGUAAUACCACGCCAUCGGUUUAUGUCUGCAUAUGAACAACGAAUUGAACCACCAGACAGACGCUGGCAGUACUUGUUGUUUGCAGCAGAACCAUAUGAGACCAUUUCUUUUAAGGUACCAAGUAGAGAAAUUGAUAAAGUUGAGGGGAAGUUUUGGACCCACUGGAAUAGAGAAACAAAACAGUUUUUCCUUCAGUUUCACUUCAAGAUGGAGAAACCUUUACAACCACAGACCUUGCCUAUUGGACCACCUGGACUGAAGAACAGACCACCACCGCCACCACUCAUGAAUGGCAUACCACCAAGGGGUCCCAUGCCACCAGAAGCAAUGCCAACCCCAAGACCAGCAGCCAUGCCAAUGCCGCCAAUGCCACCAGGUGCCCCAGUGCCCCCUGUUCCACCACAACUGCCCCCGACUCCUCAGGGGCUGCCACCGACUCCUCAGGGGCUGCCACCGACUCCUCAGGGGCUGCCACCGACUCCGCAGGGGCUGCCACCAGCUCCGCAGGGCUUGCCCCCGACUCCGCAGGGCUUGCCCCCGACUCCGCAGGGCUUGCCCCCGACUCCGCAGGGCUUGCCCCCGACUCCGCAGGGGCUGCCCCCAGCUCCUCAAGGACCACCUCCGACUCCGCAGGGCCCGCCUCCGGCUCCGCAGGGCCCGCCUCCAGCUCCGGUUCCAGCUCCGGUCCCUGCUCCGGUUCCAGCUCCGGUCUCCGCCCCGGUUUCUGCUCCAGUCCCCGCUCCAGUUCCCGCGCCAGUUCCCGCUCCGGUUCCUGCUCCAGUUCCACCAAUGAUAAGGCCUCCACUGCCCAGUGAGUCUGCACCAAUAGCUACACCCCCUACCCCUCUCCCACCACCUGGCGUUCCUCCCCCUCCUCCUGCUAACUGACCUUUGUGGUUUUUAAGAAUUUUACGGCAAUAUAACUUUUGUAGAUUGGUCUUUAACUGUUAUUUUGGUAGUAUCCAGGUUUCUUGCAAAUGUACAAUAUUUGCAAUACUUCAUCUAUCAUUAAAGACA
Messenger RNA from Pristis pectinata (smalltooth sawfish), 1675 nucleotides. It is a transcript of the gene sf3a2, whose product is annotated as splicing factor 3a, subunit 2. Gene Ontology annotation, cellular component: nucleus; catalytic step 2 spliceosome; U2-type prespliceosome. Gene Ontology annotation, molecular function: zinc ion binding; nucleic acid binding. Gene Ontology annotation, biological process: spliceosomal complex assembly. The record is from RefSeq and is a predicted model, not a curated record. Lineage: Eukaryota; Metazoa; Chordata; Chondrichthyes; Rhinopristiformes; Pristidae. Bases 227 to 1546 code for a protein of 439 amino acids. The transcript has 10 exons.